UCUCCCAACCUCAUAUAAACCAAUGCACACACACACACACACACCCACCCACAUCCAAAAGUUCUCACACACUCUACCGCCGAGUACAGAACACGCAGAGAUGGAUCUUCUGAAAGGAUCAGGGAAACAGGUGGAUGCGGUCAUCGACAAAGCAGCUGGUGUGGUGAAGGGGAAGGUGGGAGAUAUGAUCGGAGGAGGAACGAAGGAACCGAAGAAAGAUCAAGGUAUUGGAGAAAUGGUGACUGAUGCGGUGAAAGGGGUAGCAGCCAAUGCAGCCAAGGACAGUGCUGCAGACAAGGCCAAGUCUUUCGGAAAGAGCCUUUUGAAAUAAUCCCCCGACCUGGACUAUACCAUGUCCCCACUCCAUCCCUACAUGGACUAUACCAUCUCUCCACUCACCCCUGAAGAGUCCUCUGGAUACAUCAACCACAAACCUUCCUUCCCCUCAACCAACCCCAUACACUGUACUGUAACUGAGAUCUGUAUAAAGUUAAUAGGACAUGAAUAAAACACCUAUCUUUCA
Molecule: messenger RNA, 523 nt
Organism: Oncorhynchus gorbuscha (pink salmon)
Lineage: Eukaryota; Metazoa; Chordata; Actinopteri; Salmoniformes; Salmonidae
Exons: 3
Coding region: 23-331 (102 amino acids)
Source: RefSeq, a predicted model, not a curated record